AUGGGCUGGUUCACCGCUGAGGAAGCGGUAGCCUACGUUGACUUGUUUCAACAAAACUUAUCAGCACUGUCCCUGGUAUCCAAAGGCUUUGACCUCAGUCACGAGAAACACUAUAGGCUAAUCACACAAGAGCCUCUCCUCUACUGUGUCAUCUUAAUGAUUUCAUCCCGAUACCACAUCUUAGAAGGUGCCGGUGGCCUUGCAAGAAGUACCCUCGUUCAUCAUCGCCUGUGGGAGCAUUGUCAACAUCUGAUCAUGAGGAUCAUCUUCGGCCAAGAAAAGCGAUCCAAAGCAAAAACGAGAACAAGAGGCUCUAUCGAAGCUCUUCUGCUGAUCAUCGAGUGGCAUCCACAAGCAAUACACUUACCACCCGCUGCAGACGGCUGGGACUCGUCUCUCCUACUCACGGAUUCGGAUCCAAGGGAUGACCAGUUCGGCAACCAGGCGGAUGUCACUGACGAUAAUGAAGCUCAGUGGCUGAGAGACGUCAUCAUUCCCGCCAAGACCUCUGAUCGUAUGUCUUGGAUGCUACUUGGUUGUGCACAGUCAUUAGCUCUUGAGCUUGGACUCUGCGAUAAUGGUGACACCACAUCCACACAGCCUGCAGGGUUACAAGCCGAGCAAACAGGACUACGCCAUCUGCUGUAUAUCUCUCUAGACCAACAAUCCAGUCGACUAGGAUGUCCUUCAAUGAUGCCUACGUCUGUUUCACGCUUCAUGUCAGAACCUUCCCGGAAAGACGGACAGAGUGAUUCAUUAACGGCGUGGCUCGACUUGACCACUCUAAUACGAACCAUUAUCGACGUUCUGUGUCCAUCGGCAGUAGGAAUUCGAGAGAUUCUUAGUAGUUGCAUAUACGUCAAUAUUAUCAAACACUUUCAGCAACAGCUAACAGGGUGGAGGACAACUCACCUCCGCCAAGAGACUCUGUCUUCCCAUGCAUACGAGGACUUGUCUAUCGAGUUCAAUUACCUUCGGGCUUUCAUGAACUCGCUCGGCAUCCAGGCUGCCGUUGAUCGGGUCCUCGGUGGGAGACCACCUAAUUCUAUUGAUAACGAUGUUCUACAGUCAUCCAUCACGGCAACAGACUAUUCUUUCAUCAAAGAAGUUAUCGAUUCUUCUUGCCAGGCUCUCGAGUCUGUCAAUAGACUAUUCGAGGCUGGAACGCUCCGCUAUUGUCCUGUUCGAGUCUUCCUCCGUAUUAUUAUGGCUUCUAUUCUACUUCUAAAGGCACUUAGCCUUGGAACCCGUACCACAGAUUUGGAAAUAUCUCUUAGUGUGUUGGAAAGAUGCAUCGAAGCUUUAAGAGCUAGCAGUCUUGACGAGAUGCAUUUGGCUUCUCGGUACGGAGACUUGCUGGAUAUGCAUCUAGAAAGGUUUAGGCAGGGUAUGGUCCCAACUUCUGUCCCUCGAGGGAUUCUACCGGUGAAUGAAAGCUCCCAAUGGACCUUUGAUAGCAGCGUCCCGCAAGGAGAUGAUGCUUUGGGAGAUAUGUCGAUGCCAGCUGCGGAUGACUGGCUUGCCCUGCCAUUUGAUCCUAGCAUAGCUCCGUUCGGCUUCACGACUGAUGAUCCUGGCCUAGCUGAGCCGGAUGACAGGUCUUGGGAUUUCUUAUGGAGCUUACCGAAUGUCUAA
Molecule: messenger RNA, 1635 nt
Organism: Fusarium sp. VM40
Lineage: Eukaryota; Fungi; Ascomycota; Sordariomycetes; Hypocreales; Nectriaceae
Source: the annotation of a GenBank genome assembly